AUGGCCCACUCGUCACCUUCCAUGCAGCCUUCGGUGCAGCUGCCUUCUCCACAGCCCCUCGACGACCAGCCAGGACUCGAGGUCGUGCCGCACGAUAACCUCCCCGAAGUUCGACCCGAGGAAGAGCCAAAGUUCUAUCUGUCACUGGCUCAAUAUCAAGAUCAAAAGAUCAUCCUCGGCGAAGAUUAUCCCCAGGUAGUCGACGGCAACGGGGAAAUAGAGGUUGGUAGCCCAGCUUCAACAGAAAAGGGCACGCUUCCUCCUGUCAGCAAAUCCUACCAAAGGCGAAAAUGGUGGAUUAUUGGCGGUACUGCUUGUGCAGUAGUUGCCAUUGUUGUCGGCGUUACUCUAGGUGUUGUGUUAUCACUGAAAGCCCGCAACAAUGAUGGCAACGCCGCCUUAAAUGGCACGUCGGGACCAGAAACCAUCCGCCAAGGCUCAAAGCUCUCAGCAGCGGGCUGGCGCAAAGCAAAUGGUUAUGUUGAGAGGUACCUCUUUUAUCUCGACCCUCAAGAUCAGACGCUCGCGAAGUAUCACCGGCAAGGGCAAUUCUACCUCCACAUGGGAAGUGCUGCCAGUGCUUGA
Messenger RNA from Podospora pseudopauciseta, 585 nucleotides. RefSeq lists its product as uncharacterized. The record is from RefSeq and is a predicted model, not a curated record. NCBI's taxonomy places the organism in Eukaryota, Fungi, Ascomycota, Sordariomycetes, Sordariales, Podosporaceae.